This is a messenger RNA of Xyrichtys novacula (pearly razorfish), 40498 nucleotides long. NCBI's taxonomy places the organism in Eukaryota, Metazoa, Chordata, Actinopteri, Labriformes, Labridae. The record is from the annotation of a GenBank genome assembly.
CAUUCAGCCUUUUCUGCUGCAGCAUUGAACUUGCAGAGAGAGAGAGAGAGAGAGAGAGAGAGAGAGAGAGAGAGAGACACUGGGCAGUGUUGUGCAGAGGAGACUCGAUGUUAUGAGGCUGCCAUGAAAUGAACAUCAAACGUGAAUUGUUUUCCGAUCCACUGAAGAGCACCGCUGAAGAGGAGUGGUCAGGGAGGGAGAACAUUAUUAUGCACUUUUAGAUCGACGUCGCCUUGAACGCAGCACGGCCACCUCGCUGAGCCUCAAGUGCGUUUGAUCCUCGGAGAAGAAGUUGUGUGUCCGGCGGGCGAUGAUUCGCAUCUGAUUGUUUGUGAACUCCUCCUGAGCGGACUGCAGACGGGCAAAAUCGCUGCAUUGUGGCAACUGAGGCGCUGAUUCUUUGCCCGAGGAUUGCACAAUCCCUGCUCCCCCCAACAUGUCAUCUCAGGCGAAAGUCAAGAAGGACAAAGAGAUUAUUGCCGAAUAUGAAACCCAAGUGAAAGGUUGGUAACGUGCAGGCCUGAUCAUAUUGUUAUUCUGUGUGAGUGUGUGAAGGCACUAUUGCAUAACUUCAAGCUUUGUAUGACUCUCAAGUGUGCAGUGCUGUUGGGUGGGACAGAUUUGUAGAGUUACAGAUGACAGCCAUUUAUUUUUAGCAUCUGUUUGGGGAAUAUUACCUAAUUUAAUCGCAUUACAUGUAAUUUUUGAAAUCUGGUGACAAUGAUUCAAGUUGUCUGAACCAUUUUUUUCCAUGUACACAGUGUGACUAAGAUCCAUACCAUGCCUUGCCUUAUGUGUGGCCAUGUAAAGCCAGUGGGGCUCGGUAACUGGUUUGAAAGUACAUCUGCUAUUUCUGUCAGAUUGUCUUGAUGCUGCACGCCCAAAAAGGGAAUGCACCAAUUCACCUUGGAUAAGCUUUUCAACUGACUAUAGGUCAUGCACCUGAGAUACUCAUGCAGAAUAUUUGGAGACAUCUGACCACACUUGGCAACUUCUUUCCAUGAAGAAGGUCAAUUUUUGGCAAUCAACCCAGUUCUGAAGGACACUCUAAGGCAGGGGUGUCAAACUCAACCACAGCAAGGGCCAUAAUCUGGAUUAAGGUCUAACCUGAGGGCCAAACAGGGUCAACAUUUUACCAAAACUGUCAACCUCCUUUUCAAGAAAUAUGUAACAAAAAUAGCAGUGAUUAUAAAUCAUUUGGAAAUUCAAAUAUGAUAAAAAGAAAAAAAUAUUUUUUUAUUCUAUUUUUAUUUAGUAGUUCAAAAGAUCAGAGUAUGAUAUUAGAAAUAGGAAAAUAAUGCAUUUAAAGAGCAAAUACACGAGCAGAACAUUGAAAUCAGGUUUAAAAGGUCAAAAUAUAAUUUAAGAUUUAAAAUUGGAAUCUAAAGUAUAAAAAUGAAACAAGUCUAAAAACUGAGUUAAACAAAUCAAAGCAUGAAAUAAAAAUUCCAAUCAUGCUUGGCUUGUAAUCCUGAGAUGCAAAAUUGAAAGCAUGAAAUGAAACACCAAAUAUUUUUUCCCCCACAUUCUUGACUUUUUAUCAAAUCUUCCUUACCAUUUAAUUUCCUAGAUUUUCGUGGUUUGUUAAGGACAUUUUAAAUAUUGGUGCUAAAGUUCACAUGUUUAUACUGGAGGAAAUCUGCAGACUUCAUACUGGUGGGCCAAUAAUAAUACAAAUAGGAUAUGAUCUGCGGGCCAGAUAUAAUUGUUCCACGGGUCAGAUUUGGCCUUGAGUUUUAAACUUGUGCUGUAAGGGGAGCAACUAUGAGUCUUUUCCUGACACUCUAGUGUAGGAUCGAGGGGUGUGAGGAGAUGCUGGAAAAGAUCACACAGCAAACAGUUCAGAAAGUCCAUACAUAAUGUAUGCCGUCUGUAUGAAUUAUGAAGCAUGAAAGGAUUUUACUGUCUGACGCUAAAUAUGUGACUGGAUAAACCACAUGGAGCAAGAAGCCAGUGAGGAACACUGACAUAAGAUUGAAACAGACAGCGCAGGAUGUAUAUAGGUGGGUUCUCUCCUGAGCCUUUUAGAGAUGGCUUCCAGCAGUGUCAAGUCCAACACGCUCUGCAUCACCUUCUCACGGUUGUGGUUUUGCUCAUGUAUCAGGUUUUAAAGGAAAACUAAGUGCAGAAUACGCUCUAGUAUUCAUUAGGCUUUGUCGGCGUAUAGUAUAACUCAGAAUGCCCCACUACAAUGUGGUCACGGCUUUUGCUUAGGCCCAGACUCUUUGGUUCAAAAUCAUCCAACAGGAGUAGGAAGUCAAAAGCACCCGUACAACAGAGCAGACCUUGGAAGAGAAAACACCAACCAAAGCUAGACUCAGGGUGGGUGUAAGGAUCGGAUAUUGGAAGGAUAUUACAAUCUCAAGAUGUUCGCCAAUGUGUUCUUGCAGCUGCUUUUUCUUCCUACGCUGUGGUGGGUUAAUGAAGGCUGUUUAAAAUGCAUACAUUAACUGUAGUGUUAGCUGAAGGUAAAAUAAUUUUAAUAUUUCUGGAAUUUAAGAGAGAAAUACCAUUUAAAUGCUCAUCUUAAAGAAUUAUGUAGGCUAAAUGUUGCACAGUAAAAGGAAUGGUGAAACAUUUUAUGCUCAUUAGCCAUACAAAAAACGCUUGCUUCUUUAUCACAUAUUUCAUUAUUCUAUUAAACAUUUAAAGUUAAUAUGUUUGAAAUUAACUCCUCUGUCAUACCUUUUCACUAAAAAAGUAGCUGUUUAACUGAAAGUUUGCUUAGCUAAGUUAGCUGAAAACAUGAGAGACAAUCCACCCUGUUUUUUGGCACACAACAGUUAUUUCCUGAAGAACACUAAUCCCCUGUGAGACUUGUCAUUUUAACCUUUUAUUUUCAGACCAUACAAACACAAUAUGAAGGAAAAGUUACCCAGUUCAGGAGACACUGGUAAGCUGCUAACGCUUGUCAGUUGAUUCCCCCAAUUUCCUGUUCUUUAUGCAAAUCUAAGCUAGUCGGUUAACUGGUUGUGGCCUCACAUUCAAACUUGCAGAUAUGACAGUGAUAUCUAUCCCUAUGUGGUUUCAUUUUAGAUUUGACAUGAUACAUCUGUUUUCCUUGGUUUUUGAUGUAGUUAAGCACAUUAAUGUAGCUUUGAGAUGUGCUGUAAAAGCCAAAUGGGGCUGGGAAAAGUACUGAAUAUUUUACUCAAGUAAAAAUACAGUUUGAUGCAAUUUUGUCAGGUAGUAGUAAAAUGACUAGUCUGUGAAUUUACUCAAGUAAAAAUGAAAUUACUGUAUUUAAAAGCCACUUACAUUACAGAACUAGGGUUUUAAGUAUAACCAACAGGAGACUAUUAUUGUGUGAGGGGAUUUUGUUGACACACCAUCCAUCCAGGUUACAACCUUCUGUGAAACAGAUUUUAGUGUAAGUUGUCUUGCUCACAGGAUGCUAUUACUGGUGAAAACAAGGUUGUGGUCAAUGGUCUACCUUGCUAUGGCUGAAGCAAUGAUGUGCUUAUGAGCUACUGACAGAGGAAGCUGUUGAUGCAUAACCACUGAAACAGGAUUUCCUAUUCAGCACAAGCAUGUGUAUUAUUCCUCUAUUUCUUUAUUCAGAUCCUAAUUAGCAGCAAUUACUCCUCCACAUCCAACGCUACUGCGCAAGUGGUGGUUCCAGGAAGUGGAGAAAAAGUGGGCUAAAAAAUUUGUAAUGAUAUGAUGCGCUAUUCUGGGGAUAACGCUGAAAAAUAUUAUAAUUCCAAUCUAUAUUUUUGACUCAUUCUGUCUUGAGAACACCAGUUGGUAUCAAAUAAGAUACUUAACCACAAGUUUGAGUGGUAGGUUGUGGAGAAAACCAAUGGCAUAGAACAAAUUUCAAAUGUGAAAACAUUUUCAACAUUUGUUGAAAACUCUUAUUGCACAGAGUGAACAGCAGCAGAUUCACUGUCUGAUGUCAGGCAUACCUGAUUGCGCUCAUUUAAACCCUAAUCUUGAAGGAAAUCCCUCAUGUGGCGCCUCGAUCAGUCACAAGCUGCUCAGAAACGUCUUCUUAGUUACCUUUGACCAUGUUUGUUUGUUAUUCUGCUCUGUGUGGGCUAUGGCUGCGAGUCCAUUGCCCGUGCUUACGUCAUCAACUUGCAUUUAUCAUAUUUAUAAUGAGAUGGCAAAUAUUUGUCACAGAGGAUUUUUCUAAUGAUAUAUCGUAAACGAUAAUUUAUCACCCAUCCCUAACUGAGAACACUUCGGCUUCAAAUUCGUACAAUUACCGAAGGCAGAGCCGAGUUGUCCAUAGUAUAUACAUUGUAUGUGUUAUUCCCUCAAAUCUUUUACAUUUCUUAAACAAGCCUAAAUGGAAGGCCUUAAAUAAAUUGAAAAGUCUUUCUUUGUAUUUGCUUGUAUUUCCAAUUCAAAGCUUAGUUUAGAAGUUCAGUAGAUUUGUAUUAAACUGCCUGUUUACCGAUCGACCUACCUUCUUGUAUGAGCAGCAUUUUCCACAAGCUAAACAAGCUAAAAUAGCCCAGUAACAGCAGGGAAAAAAUCUGGUUAAAUGUGUUAAUGGAGCUUCUCUCCUUGAGAGUGUUUUUUGGGCUCUAGCAUCAGGAACAUUUUCAUGUUCUUGUGGGACUGGCUUUAACUGAAUUUGUUGAGACUGUAGUUUACUGUCCAGGUUUAAGACUUUGGUGCACGUAUUGCUGCUCCACACAGGACAGCCACCUACUAAAAACAUGUUGAUCUUAAAGAAAUGAGUAUGUCAGGCUGAAACUCGUAUGUAGUCCAAUUCCUCGGGUGCAGAAACUGGUAAAACAACAUUGAUGGCAAUGACAGCUGUGUCAUAUUACCUAAGUCUUGGUCACAUACACAAAUAAGCAAAUGCAAAUAUUUCAUCAGAGUGAAGUUUUCCUGUCGGUUACUUGAUUUUACUACACUACUGUUGUACUUGCACAAAGCGGUAAUUAUCAAAGUUAGCUAGCAUUAGGCUGGUAUGUCGAGUAUGGUAAGUAUGGUUAGCAUAUAGUUCACUGAGGUGUGGCUUACUUAGUCCCUGUCCUUGUCUUUGUCUGUCUGCUGACUUGACUCCUUCACUUUCACUCUUCUCUCUCUCGUUCGUAGUGUCCACAUUGGCUUUGUGGCUGCUAGAGAGCCAUCAGAGCUCUGUCUCCCGUCUCAGUUUCAGGAAAAGCUUUUAAGCUGACAUCUAAAGCUCAUUUGCAAACUGGGCUUAGAUCAGUGCCGAGUUGUGGGAGCUUUACUCUGACACUGAUACUGGCCUCCAAUAAAGCUGAGUUGCUGACUGUAGAGCAGUUCAAUCAGGCAAAAAGUUCCUGCUCAUGUCACAUGUUAGUGGCAUCUUGGUCACAUUUGAACAGCGAUCCCUGGUGUGUUUAAGAUUCCAGAGUCGGGGCCUGUAUUUUCCAUUGCAUCCAUGGUCUCAUGGCAGCUCUGAUUCAUUGAUGACUGAUUAAUCAAUCACAAACGGGACUUACUGCCUUGUGAAAUAACAUUUACUCAUCAUUUCUACAUGAUCAGCAGAGAGAGUAGAGAGUGUAGUCAGCAAGCAUGAAGUAUCUGUUUGCUUCCUGCUGAUCUUGAAGCCAAAACAGGAGGAAAUGAGGGGAUACCCUUCACAAUGUGUUAUGCUGUGCUCGUAGCUGGAGGCAACAUUAUCUUCAACGUCAUGUGAUCUGUUUGAAGUCCAGCUGUUUCAGUCGUCGGCAGAAACUGCUAUAGUAGGGUAUAGAGUGACUUUUUAGAUGCGUGUUUACCGAAGAAGGAAACAGAUGUGGGAUUUUCUGUGUAUGGAUUGAAAUCAGGUGUUCGCUGAACCAAACGCAAACAGAAAAGCCUAUGAUAUUUGUGGCAUUUCUAAUAGUUUUGUUGGGAGAUCAAAUUUCUUCAGAAUUUUUUAAAGGUUGAUCUGAUCGUCACAGAUGAGCGUCUCCCUGUUGUUGUUACUACAUUCAUGCAGAAACACAUUUCUCAAUAAGCAUUUAGACACACCCCUCUGUGUGGAUUCAUCAUAAAGGAGGAAUGUUCAGACUGAUACCGUCUGAAAUGUCGAAGUUGCGUGACAACAUUUCAACAAUAUCCCUGUUUCCGUUGUCCUGGGCAUACGUCGGAGUCAUUGUUUGCCGUUGACAGGUAACAAACUCCAAGUUGACAGAGAAAAGAUUUCAAGAGAAAACUACUUGGAAUUAAGCACACACUGGAUUUUCCUGUCCUGUGGCUGCACAAACAGUGAUGCCUGUCCUUGUUAGAGAUAUUUGUAUGGAGGAAGAAAUGUGAACUCAAGUAAGUCGUCUGUAAAGGCAUACCAUAGCCAUUACUGCAUUCAGAAGACAAGCGUUCACAGAACACAGCCUUGAUUUGUACCAAAUUAUGUCAACGUGUCAUUCUGCGUUAGGCCACAUGUGACUAGCCACGCAUGGCUAACUGCAGACACCGCCCCAGAGACUGCUGCUGGCCACUGUAACAGCCAUGCAAGGCUAAUCUGAGCAGGCUACGGAGGUGACAGGGGAUCCUCUCUAUGUGAUAUUUGGAGCACUGUCUGCUGCAGUACAGACAGCACAGGAGCCUUACAGGAAGCCCUCCAAAGUCAAAUUGACCGAUAGUCUCUUCUGUCGUCUGCGUUUUGCGUCAGAUACCCCAGCAUGCAGCCAUCACAGACGAGCUGUGUUUGAACUUGGUGGGUGGACAUGGUUUGUUCUUUUGAAUCUGCAGGGUAAAAGAGGAGGUCAAGGCCUUAUAACAGCUGGUCUCGAGCUGCCUCUUCCAAUCUCUGUGCAGAGAAAAUUGUUAUCACAUGAAACAAUGUAGAGGAUCAGGUUUAGGGACAUUCUGUACUUUUGUGGCUUGAAAUUAGAUUUAUGGGGUAAAAACUCCAAGUUUAAAGUGGUUACAACUAAGUCUAUGUUAAUAUUAGUUUCCAAAAGUGUAGCAUAAAGAUUAAUCCAUCUUGCUAAAGCAGUUCCUCCAAUGGCCACUUGGGGCUGAAUCCACUGGCAAGAAAACCUUGAUCAGGCGACUUUUCAAAAUGCUAAACUUAAUAGCAUGAUUAUUCAUAAGAAAUUAUCUGUGCCUUUUUUUAAGUUUACCAGGAUGUCAAGUGCGUAAGUGUUGGGGGGGGAAACAAUAAUGAAUAAUGAGGAAAUAGAUAUUUGAUUAUCAUAACAAGUCUUGCCUGAAAAUGCGAAGUUAAACAGAAGAUCACCGAAUUCUUUUACACCUUUCAGGCUAUUUUCAUCAAAUAUUGUUGAGGUUGACUGCAUUGCAAGGAUUUAUUGUCGUUUCACAACAAACAAGAUAAUCUGACCUCCUUAUUGACCGUCCUCCAAACAAGCUCCUUUUUAUCCCAAUUCAAUUAAAAAAAAAAGUUGUAUCGUAAAGUUGAGGGUAGCCUAUGCUGUCAUUGUCAGUUUGUCCUCUGUUUCCCAAGUAUGAACCUCCAGAAGUCCGAAGGGGUCUCUAUUCUAAUCGGCUUUGUGGUGCUAACAACUCCAUGGAGCUCUGAUUAUUCAACUCUCAUCAAAUACAUCGCCAAUUUAUGCACACAACUCACUCAGUUUGCACAAUUCAUGCCACACGUUGGCGUCAUUUGCGUUGCCGGACAAGUACUUGUGUCUUUACAUUGACUCAACAUGUAGUUCAGUGGCUUAAAUACUUUUAUAUGUACCAGGUGUGAACGCAGCUUAAUGACACAUGGUCACAUAUCGCUCAGUUGUAGUUCAUCUUGGUGAUCAUAAGCUGCCCCCUUAUGAUAACCAAGAAGGUAUUUAAGUUACGGUUAAAGUGGCAAAGAUUCCCCGGGUCAGUACAGUCGGUGCAAAUAAUCACAAGCUUAGUAAUAUUGCAAUAUGAGCAUAAAAAAAACACACUGCAAAUAUCUUAACGUAUCACAAUAAUCAGGAAAUUAUCAUAUGUACACAAUCCAGUGUACAGUUUUUUGAUAUGGUCUUCUUUUCACACCAUUCUGAUGAAACUUUAACCAGCUGUGAGCUGAAAUACUCAUAAUGUAAUGUAAUGAAAAAAGCAUUUUGGAUACAUCUUGGAUUCAUGAGAGGCAAAUCACAAACAAUGAUAAUGUGUUAAUCUUGAAGAACAGCAGAUAAACAAUAGAAACGGAGUCAUUUUAGCUAACGUAUGCUUCUCAAUAUUAUUUUAUUUAAAACAUGAUUAAAACCACAAUACUGAAAAUUAUCCAACAUCCGUAUUUUUAUGUACUGCAGGCCCAGUGUUGGAUUAGCUGGUAGAGAAGUAAAUCAAUAUGGUCAAGAAAAGAGAAGUUUGGUUUUGUUAGACAAAAAUAGUCUCAAAUAAGAUGAACACUUUGGCAAACAUCAACAUGGAAAAUGACAGAAACUGUGUCUAAUAUGUUGUAAUUCGGACUGAUGUGACAGGAGGCCUUUAUGACCCAUACUGCUGCCAGCUGGGAAGGUGGGUGGGUGGGGGCUGUGUUCACUUUUGGGGAGUGGUUAUUCCAUCCAUCUUUUUUAUUACAGUCAGUGCUUCACUCUUGUUACAGAGAUAUUCACAAGCCUGACUCUGCAGAACAUUUUAUUCCUAUUGGCUAAUCCCUGUUCACAGGCAGAAAACCUGAUCCAACGCGUGACUCUCUUUUGUCAUCAUUGAAGAUUAAGAGACACCUCUCUCACUGUCUUUGAGGGUUACAUCCCUGUAUAUUAUUCACUUGAACUCCUUGCCUGCCUCCUCGUAAUUAUGCAUUACUCUGCAAAAGCCUGAAUCAUUCAUUGAAUGCCGCACAGUGCAGCACAGUCCCUAGUAACAGUUUAGGAUCUAAAAAUAACUUGCUCACAGGAGAGCAAAUGCAAAUAUUAUGAGUCUAUUUGAAGUCGCACUGAUAGAAUUAUUCACUUAGAUCAAUUUAGAUUUGCUCAUUACUUUGUCUUGCAACUCUUUUGAACUGGCGCUGUGAUUACAAAUGAUUAAAGUCAACAUAUGCUGUUUUUAAUGGUCUUUAAAAGCACAAGAGCACAUCACCAUUAUGUUUUUUUUUUUUUUUUUUUACUCGAUUGCAACAUCAUUCGUCAGCACAGAUUGUUUAUUGAGUAUUUCAGAGCACAGAAAAGUCUUCCUUGUCUCAGUGCCAAACAGACUAACUGCUGCAAGUCUGUGACUGUCAGAACAGGGAACUGGUCUGCUCUCAUUGAGAUGCCUCCAGAGGCAUGUAACCAGGCAACCAGGCAACUAUGGGGACCUGGAGGGGUACAUUUCCAAACAGCAAGGGACUCAGUAUUUACUCAGUCUCCCUCGUUAGUGCGCUUUCAUUCACAUUUUUUUUGCACACAGACGAUGGGGAAGGCAUUUUUGAAAUCCUUUUUUUUCCUUCUAGAUACAGAAACAGCAUUUAGAAGAACACAAAAGGGCUUUUCUUCAGCUGGGGCAUCUUUUCCAUUGAUGCAUUUUUACAGAGUUUCUUUUGAGCGCACAAAAAUCAUAUGCAUGGUUGAAACAGUCUGUCAUAAUGGAUUCUUUAGCCAUCUCCAUGCACAAGUGCUUUAUAUUGUCUUACAGAAGAGGAGGGGAAUGCUUGGCUUAUGCCCACUGUAUGUGUGUAUGUGUGUGUGUGAGUGUGUAAGGAAGUUUAACCCCCAGAUAUGUGGUCAUACUGCUGUCAGUUAGAUCUGCCAUGGUCUAAAGGUUUAGAUAAGGAUGGUCAAAUAUUUAGUGUGUUUUUUUAACAAGAAGAACUUUAUUUAUCCCUGAGAGGAAAUUGAUUAAUAAAUGGAUAAAUGUUGUUAAUGACUCUUAGCAAAAUUGCGUGAUAAAAACUAGGGCUGGGACGAUAUGCUUUUCUCCUGAUUCGAUUCUUCUACGAUUUUUUUGGAUACUGACUAGAUUUAAAUCGGGAUUCUAUGAUAUUGGCGAUUUUUUUCGAUUUGUAGUCUGUAUUUUUAACACCAGUGAAAAAGUUGAAUGAUUUUGAUUGUCUACUGAUUAUUUCAGGAACCAUAUUUCCCCUCAAAAUAAACAUCACCUCUAAGUCAGUUUUUAAGAUUUAAGGUCCUUGUACACCGGGAACGACGCAAAUAUACGACGCAAAAUUACAAAAAUAUUCUCUGUUCUCCGACACGUAAACGAUCAGCGGGUCGGCCAUGUUAGAUAUACCGGUGAAUCUGACGUCACAACAACAUGCAAUCUGAUUGGUCAGAAGGGGACACACAGUAUGCGAAACUUUCGAAAAAUUGACCGUGAUGCGAAAAAAUAAAUGCCGCAAUAUCGCAGAAUGGGAAAACGUCGAUGAUGUGAAUGCUUGUAUUGACGUCCGGCUUAUUGUGACGUCCGAAAUAAUCACACGAAAAAAACGCCACUGGCGUGAAAGGACCCUUAUUCUUAAAUUAAAAAAAAAAAAUUGAACAAAAAAAAAAAAAAAUCAAUUUUUGAACAAAAAAAAUGAUUUAAUCUAAUUGGUAAAAAUAAUUAAAAAUUAGCAGUACUAGUGAAUGAAGUUUGCCUGUUGUAAAUAUAAAGUAUUUAAUGUUAUGUGUUGCAAAACUGUGGUUCAUGAUAUUCCCUGAAGAACCUUUUCAUUUAGUUUAGAGAGUUUUUCAAAUUUCCCAAUAGUGAUGUUAAAUAUAUGUCACAAAUUUAUAUCCUGAUGUGAUCUAUUCUUAUUCAGGAGCCACUUAGCUGAUAGAUUUAUGACGUCCUUUCAGUAAAUAAUAUAAAGGAGAAGUAAAAUGUUAUUUAUAUUCCUUUUUCAGUGUUACUGUAAGGCUAUAAAAAGGAGGCAAUUGCUUUAGUGGACAUUUUUAUCACCUCAUGUCCUCAGGGAUUGCCAAUUCAAGCCGCCCUGCUGGGAGCUCAUGUGUGUGGAUAUUUAUUACUGGAUGUUUUGAAAGCUGUAAAAAAUGAACAAUUAAUUGAACCCAUUUUCAGCACCAUUGAAAAAACAUGUUUUAGCUUUACUGUAAUAAAACAAACAAAAAAAUUGAGUAUGAGUUCCCCUUUACAAACAUGCACAAACAAGAGCCUCUUUUAGCUCCAGGGCUGAAAUAGUUCAUUUUCUGUGGCCAUUUUUUUUUGAACGAUCUAAAGCAGUCAGUUUUGGGGAGUUUUUUAGCCUCUUUCAAAACACUGUAUUUACCCGGUUUCAAAAGUUAACAGUAAAAGCUUAUUUACCUCAUUCUCAGACUAUGAAUAGGAGCAGUGGGUUUCCAAGCAGAAAACCACAGCAAUCUUACAAAAAAAAAAAAAAGAAAAAAAAAAAUGCCUGUGAUUUUUUUUUUUUCUUCACAACAAACUUCUGUGAAGGCUCGCUCAGCACAAUGCUUUUGGAGAAGCUGACCUAUUUUACAUUUUCCGUGCUGUCUGCUGCAAUCAUCAGACAUGCAUCUCAUAUGCACAUGUGCAACUCCAGCAUUUAGACACCCCCACACUCUCUCCCGCCCACUAUACACACAUGUGCACACGCAUUCACUCACAGACAAAUUCCUCUUGACAUCCGGUUUUAUCCAAUUAUGAUGACUUUGUUAUUUUAAUAGUUCUUGUGCUUCUUGUUCUCGUGUGUGUGUGGGAUAAUUUUGGCCUGUAAUACUGUCUGGCAGGCAGACGUUAAACGCAGCAUGUCAGCCUUCUCCCCCUAGAGGGGUUCUAUUUGUCCUGAAGGUGGUGUUUCUUUUUGAUGCGCAGAGAUCCGAAACCAGCUGGUGGAGCAGUUCCGAUGUCUGGAGCAGCAAUCUGAGUCGCGGCUGCAGCUGCUGCAGGACCUGCAGGAGUUCUUCCGUCGAAAGGCCGAGCUCCAGCUUGAGUACUCGAGAGGCCUGGACAAGCUGGCUGAGCGCUACUCCGCCAAGAUCCGCACCUCCAGAGAGCACCAGCACUUCAAGUGAGUUUUUACCCCAAGCACUGGAAUGUCAGUAUUGAAUGUGCUUUACUGGUAAAUAACAGCAGCAGCAUAUUUCACACAGAUGAAGGGAGGGAGAGGGGGCAACAAUAGGAAAACAGAAGAGGGAUGAGCUACAAAAAGGAGAGCAGGGAUAAAUGCAGAAGAAAUGACCUGAAAUGAAGCCAGGGCCAAGGAAGCUUGUGGCCUCAGGCUGCUGUGUUCCUCCCAACUAGGUCAGACAAUCCCCCAACCUCCCCACCCCACCCCACAGUACGUGACUGUCAUUUCAUUUCUGUUCAACUCCACACUGAUCCCCAUCAUACCAACCGAUUCUCGAUGGGUUCACAAAAAUAAAUCACAGCCUCAUGUAGAGAGUGGAAACACAGAAAAAGACCGAGUUUUUUUUUUUUUUUUCCCUCCAUUUACUUUGAUUUUUUUUCUGUUGUUUGUGUAAGGGAGAUCUGUGGUCAUGAAACAAACAUACCCCGCAGCAUGUGGAGCGAUUGCUGCUCGGCUGCUCAAACAAGCUUGCGGCUUAUUGUGACUUUAAUAAUAUUCAGUGUACAUGGAUGCGGUUUGUGCUUGAUUGUAGCUGGUAGCGAUAAAUAAGUGGAGAUGUAGAGAUAUUAGGUCACGCUCAGUUAAAACCUACUUGAGGAAAGUUUGCCCCUCACCUUAGAUCUAGACUAAUUAAUGUGGUUAAAAUCUCCUGUAACAGCUAAUAGGUGGAUGUAGAGAUAAGUCUCUAAGCUACUUGAACUUCUUCUCCAGCCUCCUGUGUGGUUGUGUUUAACCAGCAUGUCCAGGAAAUGAAAGUUACCUUUCGAAGCGCUAGAGUACAGACUGUGUAAUUGAUUCAUAGGCAGCAGCGUACCCGUUCAUGUGACCUGGGUGUGGCAGUCAUGCGUGAGAAACACGUUGGUUUAUUCAGGAGAAGCUCUCCCAUCUCUCUUUCAGUCUCUCCGGCCGAUUGGACAUACGGCGUAAUCACAGCACAGAGCUCCUGUCUCUGGGACAUUGAUAAAUGGAGCGUUCCCUCAAAGGGAGACCCCUGUAAGAGAGUCACAUUGCAUGACUUCUCCUUACACCCAGCCGCCCUAGAUUUCCCCCUUAACGUCACAUUAAAUGGUCAUCAUUAUGUCUCUCUGUCAAAGGCUAGAUUCAUAUUCUUGGACCACAAUAGACCGACUUAGGCUCUGUCAUUAAUAAUCCCACGCUGUCUUCUCUUCUUCAGUUCAAGUUCUCGUCUUUUUUGUCUCAUUUCCUGUUUUUUUUUAAACUCUUCUGGUGAGCAGAGCCUUUCUUUACUCUUCUAUGAAAUAUUCAGGUUUUGAUAUUUCGCACCAGAUCUGAUAAAGAAACUGGCAGGAGAAUAUUUAAAAAAAACCUUCUGCAACAAAGUGGCAGUAAGAAAGAUGUCAUUAUAAGAAGAAAGGACUCAGUGGACCUUUCUGAAAAGAUUUUUUUUCCUUUUAAAUGUUCCCGAGUAUAAUCCAGUGAGAGUGUGCGCGUAUUGUCAUUCACAGUAGUUCAGUUGUCUGCUGCUUUCUCCUUUUAUAACGCAGAGCCCUCGCUGUUAAACGGGAAUUGUUGCACUUUUUGUAGCCUGUCAUGUAGAAAACCAUCUUCUGUUACUGUACAUGAACAGUUCUGCAUCAGCUCCUUUGUGUCCUCUAUAGUACAGUCUCAUCCGUAUUCAGGAGAAUCCGACAGCCAGAGAUUUACAGUCAGGUUCCUGGCAUCGUGUAAGGGAUCAAACACCUGCUCCGCUUGAAAGGACGGCCUGUAGGGAGAGCUUGUUCGUGUUUUUUUAUCAAAGUGUUCACAGAUGAAAGGAAAGACAGACAGAAGUUGCUGAUGCCCAGCACUCUGGUUACCUUUGGCAUCCGAGUGCAACUCUCUUAACUUACUGUGGAUGCAGAACUUCUCCAAUCUCUCCUCUGUCAUGCUGAGUUUACGCCACUUUUUUACAUGAUAUAUCCAGACUGGAAGAUCAAAAUUAAACUACACAAUCAAAUCUUAGCAUUAGAAAAAGGACAACGAGACCAUUGCUUCUGUCUCUUACGAUAUUAAAGGUACAGUCUGUGAAAAUACAAAUGAAACUCAACUCUGGGUGGAGAAACUUGCAUCUGCCAAAGACUGUUGCAAGCUUUAGCAGAACACAGUCGUAACAAACCUCAAAGCAUGAACAAAUCUGUCCAAGAAUAAAAUGAUCAAAGCUCCGGAGCAGCUGAUAGGAAACAAGUCAGGACUGCUCUUUCAAUACCAUCUUCAAAACUGAGGUGAGAGUCAAAAAUAACUACUGCAUUUCAGACGCAAGAUACAGUCGAUGAUGAUGAUGAUACUGUGGACGGCCUUUUCAUUAGUGAUUAACAGAAAGUCCAACAUACUGGUUUGUAAUGAUCGAAAGUGUAUGUCAGCAAUUCUCAUCUGGAUUAAUAAUGUUACCAUACCAUACCACACAUGCAGUGGUAAAUAUAGUAUGUUUAUAUAGCGCUGUCUCUUGUUUUCACAUCACAUUCACCCAUUCACACCAAAAUCACACAUAUUAAGCCUUAUUGAUCGACCACAAAUGUACUGUAUCUGCAAAGAUAAUGUGGGACUUAUACACCCUCAGCUUGUCUAAACUAUGUGCAGUAUUUUUUUCCUGUUAGUGAGUGACUUCACAUAUUCAGAGAGACCUGUGUUAUCUCCAGCCGUUAUUGAAAACAAGCCUAAAACGACUUGCUAGCUAAAAGAAUUCAUUUGCCUUCCAAAAAGUCCAGCCCAUCAAAAAGUGUCGUACUGUUUACUAACCAAGAGGUUUGUAGGAGCUAAGUCGGUACUUUAAGAUAAUGAGAUGCUUGACCCAAAGUAACCUGGUUGACGCGCCGCGCUUCAAGUUUUACCGUUAGUUUUGAUGAUCAGUGAAAGUGCGGACGCUGUUCCUCAGAUGCAGCAAACAAAAUUUAUUACGAUAAACAUAUUCAAAAUCCAUUUUGCAAUUGAUAUCCACUGAACAAACAAGAAAACACCGGCAUUUAGCACCACGACGGUCCACAACGUCUUCCCCUUCUACAUCAAACACCUGCCCACAACAUUGACAUGGCUACCUUUAUUCCUGAGCCCCAGAUAAAAAGACAGUGACACCCAAGGCACACAAAGUGAACUGCAACUCAUAAUAUGGUAUCAUAUCAACAUACUUGGCUCCAACUAGGGUCUUUUUUUUUAACCAAUAGGUAGAAAUAAAAAAAUAGAGGACCUAGAAUAUUACCUUGAGGUUCUCCACUUUAAAACCUGACAGUUAAAAAUGUACAGUUGGAUUAACUGAAAUAUACCUGAUAGAAAAAGGCUUAAAACUCUUAAAGUUUUAAUGAAACAGACUGGAAUUCAACUUGCAGUCUUUCUAUGACAUAUGACAGUGACUAAGAUUGUCAGUGACAAGGAUGAGAACUUUUAUGUACGCCUGAAAACCGGUGCAGGAGGAUGGGUAUCAGCAGAGCAGCUCCAGAGACAACCUUUUGCCAUGUUUUCCACAUUAGAUGUUUAUUAUGGUACUUUAAGUGUUAAAGUUAGCUUACUAUAUGUUGUGUUACCAAUAGCUAGUGAGGUUUAGUCAGCUACAAAGACAUUUCAGAAUCAUUCCAUAUCUUAAAACUCAUUCUUUCUCAAGUUUGACACUCUGGUCAAAGCUGCUUAAGCUUCAUGCUGUGUAAAGAGACUGUUGCUCUUUCUGUAGCUGCUGGCUACAGGAUGUUUUGAUCUGAUAGAAGCCUCUGUGGUUGGAAACAUUCACUGAUGGCUAUAAAGUUUUUAACUUCCUUUUGAUUGUACUCAACGCCAUCAAAACAAAUGUUCAAGGUGAUAAAUCAUUCAUCUGAAUAUCACUCAUCUCCUUUCACCAGUCAGGAGUGGAGGAAUAAUACUGGAGUUGGACCAGAUCCCAGUGUAGGUCAGCUUUCAGCCAACAGCACAAGGUGUUUUUACACACAGGCUGCUGUGUUAAAGAAGUAAUGUGAUGAAGUGUACUUAGGUCGUUGUCUCAAACGGUAAAAUGCUCUCAAAAGACAAAAAGAUGAAGACAAAUUUUCUGGUGUGAGGAUAAUGGGACUCACAUGCUCCCUUGAGCAAGGGGGCAAGCUCAGUCAGCAUGUCCCGUGUGUGUGCAUGUGUGCGCGCGUGUGUGUGUGUGUGUGUGUGUGUGUGUGUGUGUGUGUGUGUGUGUGUGUGUGUGUGUGCAGCUGCCCAUUUCCCCAUUUUUUUUUUGCUGAUUCUGUAACAAAUGUGCAGUGACCCCUUUAUCUCUCCGAUUAAAGCCCCAGAGCUUGUAACAAUGGAUGUAAGAUCUGUGCAAAGUGUUGAACUCUCUUUACCCUCAUUCAUGUUUAAGUAUCCAUGUAGCACACCAGUAAAGCUUGAGUAGUGAGUUUUAUUUGUUGUACUAAUCAGGCAACAACUCAUAUAAAGCUGACUUGUUUUUACUUCUUAUUGGAAACUUGAUGUUUUUUCCUCACUGGUCUGCAAUGUAAUGUAUGAAAAUGAGACUACUGCAUGUCUGUUAGCAAACACCUACAGCUCUGUGAGUAUUAAGAAUGAAAAAAAAUGUUGUUUUCCACUCACUAAAAUCUCUCCUUGGCUGUUUUAGAAAGGACCAGAAUCUCCUGUCCACUGUCAACUGCUGGUAUUUGGUCCUGGACCAGACCAGGCGCGAGAGCCGAGACCACGCCACUCUGAGCGAUAUCUACAACAACAACGUCAUUGUGCGGCUUGCACAUGUGGGCGAGGAUGUCAUCAGACUUUUCAAAAAGGUCAGAAUAUGAGUUGAAUGGUUGAGGGCAUGUUACUAACGCACGCAGUCACAGAAGUUGCUCACUUGAUCUGAAUGACCGAAGCCCACGGCUAGGAACUUGACGCCACUCCAACAAAAAUAUGUAAAAAUAUGCAUAAAUGAAACAGGACAUGCAGAUAGUGACAAGGGCUUUCAUGUAACCAGGACCAAAUGAAAGUCUUCUUUUAUGAACAAUGAUGUUAAGUUAUUAUACAGAUAUUUGACUAGGUGACACCUAUGUCAGAAGAUUGGUGCCAUUUUAAGUCAGUUUUGCCGCUUUACUGUCAACUCUACUGAUUGUGAGAGAGCCAGGUGUCUCGACUGAAGCUCCACAUUGUUUGAGAGAGGUUUUGUGUCUAUUUUUAACCUCGCUUGUUCUCAUGUGGUUUUGCUUUCGCAUUAUUGGGCUCAGUUUGCUCGCUAUAUUCAGAUCACUGACCUUUUUAUGACGCUCUUCACACAAAAUCAUUCAUUUCAUUUAACACCAAAUCCACACCAUCAAGGGUUCAUUCAGUAACUUUGAGAUAAAAUAAGGAGUGACCGUUUUUUUAUGAUUAUUUUAUUGGGUUUUUGAAUGUCGUACAUUACAGGUACACAUGUGGCAAAUGUUGUACAUGUUGUAAACAUUGACUUGUAUACAGAAAGUGAACAAAUGACUAUAUUAUACAAUGCUCACACUCGAGGAAAGAGAGAAAGAAAAAUAACCACAUGGUAGCAACAACGACAAAAAAGAAAAAAGAAAAAGGGCAAUAAAAAAACAAUUUAACAAAAGAUAAAACUGGACAGCAUGACAGUAAUCCAUCCAAUCCACGUAAUUUUUAAUUUUUAAGUUUGCCAAAGUGCUGCACAGUAAAAUUUAGAAGAAUAAACACUACAGAAAACAUCAAGAGGAAAUAAAUAAAAGCAGGUAGAAAAAAUGUUUAAAAUGAAAUAAAAUAAAAGAAAUAAAAGUGAUAAAAGGACCAUUAAAAGACAUAAGAGAACAGAGAUCACACAACUCUCAUGCUGAGCUCAAAGCCAAGGAAUAAAAAUGAGUUUUAAGACGUGAUUUAAAAGUAUCGAGUGGCAAUUUGUUCCACAAUUUGGGAGCCACAGUCGAAAAAGCUCGGUCAACAUGGGUUUUCAAACGAGUUUUAGGGACGACGAGUUGGAGCUGAUCAGCGGACCUCAAGGAACGUGGGGGGAAUAAACAUUUAAGAGGUCAGAGAUGUACUGCGGUGCUGAUCCGUUUUAAAGAUUUAAAAACCAACAAUAACAUUUUAAAAUGAAUUUCAAAAUGAACGGGAAGCCAAUGGAGGGACACCAGAAUUGGGGUGAUGUGAUCAUGUUUUUGUUUACCUGUUAAAAGAUGAGCAGCGGCAGUAAAAUACCAAAAAAACAAAACAAAAAACAAAAAAACUCAUAUAUGAAUAUAUAUAUAAAAAUAUGUAUGUAUAUUUUUUUUAAAAAGGAAGAAAGAAAAACAAAAAAAACAUAGCAUUUUAUAUGCUCAGCGAUGCUCAGUGAUGUGUUCUGAUUGGUUAUCAUGUCUCCUAUACAGGUUUUCUUUUUAAUUUAGUACAUUUUCAUGACUCUGGUUACUCUCACUGUUCAAAGGGCAUAUGCUCAAUGUAAGGUACAGUAUGUGUCAGAGUAACCUCAGUGUAGCCUGAGGUUACUCUGGGGUCUGUGAUGAAUAAUCCACCCCCGGUAUUGUAGAUGAGUAUCAUUUGACAUCAACAGGAGUAUGAGGUAAUUUAUGCCCUCUAGGGGGGCUCUGCACUGUCACGAUGGGAGCAGGGAUGAGGAUAGAAUGGCUUGCGGCCAGUACAAACAUGGAGACUAAUAACCGCCUGCAGGAAAAAAAACUGUCCCCCUCUGCAAGAAUUAAGUGACAAAAUUCUCAAAACGGUAAUCCUAUUAUGCUGUAGCAUCUUGAUUCAGCUGCUCUCUCACUAAUAAACGACACACACGGGGGCUGCAAAUGAGUCAACCCUGGCGUUUGCUAAGUCAAAGUUUAAAUGUACCGAACGGGCUGAAGUUGAAUUCCUGUCGUAUGUGGAAAAAGCAAGGUUGCGUUUUUGACAAGCGGGCCCUGAGGGGUAGCAGAAAACCAGGAUUGAUUGGGCUCAGCGUCGCUCCAUAUCCCCUCAACAGGAUUUCCAGAGUCACUCUCAGCUGGCCCUAUUCCUCCUCUGGAGCUGUAGCCCCCCCUUUCAUGGGACAAGUCCAAUUCAUCAUAGGCUCUCAGCUCCUGUAACUGAGCUGAAACGGUGACACAACUCCGAGGGAAAUGUUCUGCAGUUUCUGCACUGUUCUAUUUUUGUCUCCGUGCGCUCGCUGGGCAUUGUAUUAGAUCCUUUCUGGUGCAGAUUAAUGACAGCAUUUUGAGGUCUGCUCACAUCCCUCACUUGCGAAGUAUCACUGACUCACAGCUGUGAAGUUAUCCACAUGCUGGAAAGCAACUCUAAAGAAGAUAUUACCCUCUGUUUUUUUUAAUACCUUGGCCUCAUUUUACCUUUCUAUGUGCAAUAAUUUCCUAAUUUUCUCUUUUUCAGAGUAAAGACAUCGGGGUUCAGAUGCAUGAGGAGUUAGUGAAAGUCACCAAUGAGCUCUACACGGUAAGUAAAACAAACACAGCCCUCUUUUCUUCUUGCCUGUCUGAUUUACCUCUCCGAUAUGUUAGCUGUCUGCUGCUUGUCAAUCCUUUCUUGAGUUUUUCUCCCCGCCUGUACCUGUAACGUGUGGAGCAGCUGGACUGACACUGCACACAGCAGAUAUGCCUUAUCAGCAGUUCGCUCCCCAACAGGUCAUUUCUUCCUUCACCUGAGGUGGUGAGAGGAGAAAAUUAGCAUUCCUCCUCCUUGUGUGAAUCUGUUGAAGGGGAGAGUGUUCUUCCCCCUGGCUGUGCUUCAAGCAGACUCUGCAGUCUGUGCUGCAGUGCUUCACUAUCCUCACAGCUAACAUCAGCUACUGUAGGAUUUCCAGCCAGUGAAACAUGUACUUCCACACACUGUGUUGGUAACAGUUCCUCUUGUUUUUGAGUCAAACCGCUCUUGAAGAACACUCAUUUGUUAAUGCACGUGCACACUUGUCACUAAGCAUGCAGGAUUGGCUUUUGUGUGUAAAGGCAACAGGAAACAGCGGUGUUCAGUGCUGAUGCCAAUUGAUGACAGUAGACUUGUUCAGUGAUAUCAUCUGCUGUAUGUGGGGCAGAGAGCGACACACACCUCAGACUGUUUACUUAUAGAUCUUAUUGCUAUAUUAUUGUUAGCUGCGGCUAUUCUGCAAAAAGAAGAAGUCAAUAUAAGUAGAAAAGAGCAGCUGCUUACAACUUUAAAAUCUUCAUAUAAGGUGCUGAAUGUCUGAAACAAACAAAGUGAAUGUUGUUGAUCUUUCUUAAAAUGGUAGCAUAACAUUUAGAAGCAAAAAAGCCAGAUAUUGAAGAAAGAGAUCAAAUAUUUACCAUCACUGAUCUGUUUCUGAAGCAGAGUUUUGAAGCCAAUUGGUGGUGGACACCAUGUUGAAAAUGCUGACUCAUACUAACUUUAAGGAAACCUAUCGGAGGCGGGUCUUUAGCCUCUUUGCAGAAGGUUACAGUGAGUCUGCCUGUCAGUCAACUCAGCCGUGCCACAAACGUGUUACAAUAAAAUCACUCCCCAUACUGCUGGCCCUGAGCUACUCAGACCUAAACUGUAAACUUCUUCACUUUUGCUCUCAAAGUCACUUUUUUGGGGUUCAGUGUGAAUGUAGUUUCUGGAUCUUCUUCAGCCAGCCUCAAAAGGGGACUCUGGGAACUGUAGUUUUUAACACUUCUGCAAUGCUUCAUUUCUCUCAAGAGAGACGGUUGCUGCUUGGUUUUUACCUGUCGACCUAGCAAAUAUUGGACAAUAGCCAAUAUCAGAUACAUAUGUACAUUGUUUAUUGAAAACGUACUUUUUUAGUCUAAAAUUUGAUAUCAUUAACUUUAAGAGUUGUAGCAUUUAUCUCUUUCUGGUUUUAAUGACAGUAUUGUCUUUUAUUGAGCUAUUUUGGUGCUCUUAUUUUAGUAUCUGUUACUGUUGUUUUUAUUUCAUUCAUUUAUUAUUUCUUCAAUUUCAUUCUAUGUUAUUUGGUUUUUAGAUUUUAACCUAACCUCCAGUGUUUCCUUAUCUUAAAAUUUAAAAUGGCGUUUCCUCAGUGCUCACAUUCCUGUUUCCAUGGAAUCAAGCCCUUUUUAAGUUGAUGCAUUUUAAUACUGUUUCUGUUACGUUUAGAUCAUGGUGUGGGAAUGAGGGGUUGGGUUGGGGUAGAUUUGGGUAUUCUUUGUUUCUUUUAUUCCGUUUUCUUUUUCUUUUUUUUUUUUUUAAUCUUUUUAUCUUAUUUUUCUCCACCUUUGGCUGUUGCUGCACCUGUACUACCUCUAUCAAUCAAUCAAAGAUAAUUAAAACCUUGGGCAGAGUCUGGACUCCUACCUGAGACACAUUUAUCACCAGCCUGGAAAUGGGCUGGCUCUCUAUACUAAAGUUAGGCUGCCUCAGUGAUGCUGUCUAAUGGAGUAAAAGAAGCUCUUAUUUUAUUCCGUUUAAAAAGAACAGGAUGUGGAGACAAUCACAAAGCUACUCAGCCGAUUAUCAUUGCAAGAUGCUGUGUGAAUGAUUUCGCCAUCUUACUUGUUCAGAGGCUAGAGAAAAAGGAUAAUGGGGAGCUAACUGUUUAAGUGCAGUUCAAGAGAUUAUUCAGGAAUACUUAGGAUGUUAAAGGAGUGUGCAGAGAAACACAAAUAGACCUGGAGUUGCAGAAAGAGUCACAUGACAGAAACCACAUGAGAAAUAUUCUCACAUGUAACAUUAUCCAGCACUUUGCCAAUAUUGAUUCCCCUCCCUCUCUUCUUCAUGCAUUAUUAAAUGCCCGUCUGCAGCUCCCACACUGCAAACUCACAGCAAAUCAUUUAGUUUAAAUCAAAGUAAAGGAAAUUAUUAUUUUUUUUGCUGUUUUAUGUAUUAAAUCUAAAUGAAGUUUAUUUAUAUGCUAUUGAUCUGCUGCGGCCGGCUUUUUGAGGUAAUCGAGUAGUUCAUUAUGUCGCAGCAGGGUGCAGGGAAGGUUGCAGCCCGUCACUUUGUAGCCUCCUUCCCUCCCCGCUGAUCGAUCUCGCUGUCCUCUGCACGUCCGCUUCAGUCUGGGUUGCUUGGAAACCAGAACUUGAGAGCAAGUGAUGGAGGAGCAGAUGUUGUUUAAAUACACUGUUGAUGCAGAGUUAAGCAUUCACACAUGAUCUCUUUAAAAACACCGAACAUUAACCUAUUCAGAUUCCCCUGAUGGUGGGGGUGGAUCUGGAGCAGCAGAAUCCAUCUUUUUAUAAAAACACGCCAACACGCUUUUCAUUUCCAGUUUAUUUUUUUUAUUUAACCCGCUCCAGUGCUUUGGCGUAGACAAACAAACAGACACAUCAGACAGGCGCGCCCAGCACAACACCUCCAGCUCAGUUAGGAAAUGCCGAUCAUAAUGUGACGCUCCCAUGAGCAGGAUGAGUAAGCUACACUCCUUAAUGUUUGGGAGUGUAAUGAAAAUGAAUAUAUUCAAGGGUAACAUAAGUUCAUAUGAGUUACACACUUGAGGCUGUGAGACAUUUAUGGCCUUCUGGAUGGUCGUUUUGUGUUUCCAAAGAUAAAUGACCACUAGAAAGGUCUAUACAUUUCCUUGUUUCAUACUCGUGUGUAAUUGACAGUAUUGUGUUCUGCUUACAGAGAUCCAUUUCCACAUCUUAGUGCUGAACCAAUCUUUAAACAGAAUCAGAAUCAGAUAUGUUUUUUUUAUCCUGGAGGAAAUUCCAACAUCACAGUUGCUCUGGUUCACAAAAUAGAAAAAGAAAUAUAGAUUUAGGAAUAAAGUAGUGAAAUAAAUAGGGGUGUCCUGGUACAACUUUUUUACUUCUGAUAUCAUACCGAUAAGAGGUGGGAGAAAAUAAAUCGAUACAGCAUAGUAUCGCAAUAUUUUGUCUUGCUACUUUGUUAGUACCUUAGUACACACUGUUGUUGUGAUCAGGUGGGCUCUGCAUGCUGGAUCCGGGCGCUGCUAUCAUAGAGGUGAUGGAGCGGAGUCUGGAAUGGACUGCUUGUAUCAGAGUGCUGAUAUCAGAGAUUUUAGAUGAAGGCUGAUAUAAUCCGAUAUUUGCUUUUUUGCUGAUAUCGGUCCCUAUUUCUAUGUCUCGAUUUGAUACUGAUAAGAAACAGACAAUGAGAAAGAAGUAAUUAGACACAUGCUGAGUAUCUAGAAAUAAAGCCAUACAUUAGUGGACAGAUAAUUUUAUACGUAUAACAUCUCUAGAAUGUUCUCUGUCUUAACUAAAUCUUUCACUUACAACAAUAAUAGUACUAUACUCAUUUCUGAUAAUUUAAUGAAUAUUUAUGAGUUUUAUUUAAUAUAACACUGAAAUUUUGAUUCAGAUGUUGGUUUUGCAGCCCAUGUCACAUCACUUUAAAUUAGGAAAAUCAACAUUUAAAGAAUUAGAGUUUUGUCUUUUGCCUUUUCUAAGUACUUUUUCCUGAUUUACCUCAUUGUUCAUUUCACAUUUAUUAAUUCAAAGUUUGUAUGAAAUCACCUACAUGGUCUGACUUUUUACUAAAUAUAUUGUCAUUACCAUUGCUUGGUCUUCGUAUAUGAAUUUGUACCAGUGCUGAUUUCUGUCCUCUAUCUGUGUACCCGUCUGUUCCCCGUCAUGGUUUUUCAUGUGCCAAACAAACAAGUCUCCUUCACCUUGAAGCCUGCGAGUGAAUGAGUCAAGUUUUUGACAUGACGCGUGUGUUAUCGCAGGUGAUGAAGACGUACCACAUGUACCACACUGAGAGUCUGAGUGCUGAGAGCAAGCUGAAGGAAGCCGAGAAACAGGAGGAGAAGCACAUCGGAAAAUCCAACGAUAUCAGCUCUGGCCUUCUGCGGUAUGGUCACGAUGAACGCCCACAGCGACGGAGCUCCGUCAAAAAGAUGGAGAAGUUGAAAGAGAAGGUUUGUUUGGGUUGACUGGUUUUAUAUGUGAUACUACAAGUGCUGUAUAUCAUUAUUUUGACAGGCAUGUGUUCAAAAUCUGCAGGUGUUUUUAAAUUUCACUAGUUGGCGCUUUCAUAAACAACAACGGAAAUGCAUGUAUUGAGAACGUUUAUAGGAUAAAAAUCAAACUGCUGUAGUAAUGCACACUGAGUACAUUAGAAUCCAUUUGAUAUCCUGCACUGAUGGGACUCUCUCUUCCUUUUUCUCCCCCAGAGACAAGCCAAGUACUCAGAAAACAAGCUGAAAUGCACAAAAGCUCGCAACGACUAUCUUCUCAAUUUAGCAGCUACCAACGCCCUGGUAGCCAAGUACUACAUCCAUGAUGUUUCCGAUAUGAUAGAUGUGAGUUAUCGCAGUCAGAGCCAAAAAUCAACCAUACUUCUUUGCCAGGUUGUGUUUAAUUACUAAGAGUUUUACUUCUUCACCCCCAGUGUUGUGACUUAGGUUAUCAUGCAAGCAUGGCGCGCACCUUGAGAACCUAUUUGUCUGCGGAGUACAGUCUAGAGACUUCUCGCCACGAGGGACUAGACUUACUGGAGGGAGCAGUUGAUGCUAUGGACAUCAGAGGGGACAAGCUGAAGUUUAUGGACAUGCACAGCCAGAUCUUCUGUCCUCCAGCACGCUUUGACUAUCAGCCACACAUGGGGGAUGAGGUGAGUCAUGAAAGACCUGAGCUGUAAGAUUAAUAGGCCUACAGGGUAUGUUCUGUACAGAGUGGAGUUCGCUCUAAGUGUUACAGCCUCCCUUUCUUUGUUUCUUAAUCUCAGGUGUGUCAGGUGAGCGCACAGCAGCCUGUCCAGACAGAGCUCCUAAUGCGCCACCAUCAGCUGCAGUCGCGCCUGGCCACGCUGAAGAUAGAGAACGAAGAGGUGAGAGAGAGCACACGUGUUUCAGUCGCCAAAUGAACUCUCUGCAGGUGAAUCAGCGUUGAAUCAUUCUGCUGAGUCAUUCGAUUAAAUAUGGCUAAAUAUACUCUCAUAAAUGUAUGACAAAGCAGUGAGACAUUAGAGGGGGCGCUGUUAACUAACGCUGUGUUCCAGUUUCCUUGAAAGUUGGAUGUCGGGGCUGGGAAUGACGUUACACCCGAGUUGACAGCGUUCCAGUUGACAAGUCAGAAAACCAAGAUGGACGCCUACUGUUAGCUGUUGUUUACAAUUGUCAGCUGUUGUUAGUUGUUGUUAGCUAUACCAUUUGUAAACAACGCAGAACACAGUAUUUUACUCUUACAAACACCAUAGCACCGUGUUUACAGUUAGACGUUGGGCAGUAAAACAUAUGCCGCUUAUUUAAUUUCACAAAAACAAAACAGAAGUGCUAAUAAAUAAUACAUGACGAGAGCUUUUACUAUUGUGCUGCCAUCUUGGAUUGUGGCGUUGUCGUCAAGUCAGGGUUGGUGAGCACUGUACGACUUUCCGAGUUGGAAAUUUCGACUUCAGGGGGGUGUUCCAGAUGAAUUUCCAACUCAGAGCUUGGAAAUUCCAACUUCCGAGUACAACUAAAUACCAGUACAGGUGUGGCUUGGUAUAGUCAAGUUUACAUUACUGAAGGGAUCAUAUAAGCAGAUAUUAUGGUCUUUUACCAUUAUGUUUAUCAAUCUAAAGUGCUGAUAGAAGCUGAUGUUUCUGCCACAGUGGAGCUGAAAUGUGUCCCUUUUGACCAAUCAGAAGAAGUAUCAUACAGAGCCAGAUAGUAGUUACAUUUAUUCAUUUCUGUCAUCAAUCUACAGGUAAAAUAACAUACUAAAGAGGUUCAUUCGGCCUGUCAGUGAUAAAUUUAUAAGACGGUUCAUCUAUAAAUGCCAAAAGGUAAAAAAUAAAUGUUUUGUACCUGACAAGUUUUGGCUACUUUGCCCCUGUAGCCUUCAUCAGAGGUGUCAUGUGAUGUUGGUGUGACGUCGUCUGUGAUGAGUUAUAUGGGUUUUGCCACCCCACCUGAGAUGGAGGGAUGGUGGUGUCCCCCCGGCAUGGGCCGUGACACCUCUGAUGAAGGCUGCAGAGGCAAAGUAGUUGAAACUUGUCUGGUACAAAACGUUUAUUUUUUACCUUUCUGUCCUUUGUAGAUGAGCCGUCUCAUAAAGGUGAAAUAAUAGUCUGUCUACAAGUAUUUGGUGGCUUGUGUGAAGGAUUAAUCAUCCAAACAAAGACUAUUUGCUAUAACAUUAAGUAGAAGAUUUAGAACACAUUAUAAAGCCUCUUGUCCAAUCAGAUGACCUAGAUGUGGAAAAAAAAUGCAGUAUAAUAUUUAUUCAAUACAUCUACUAUGUUUUUCAUCAUCUUUGGUCUUGUUUGUCAAGCAUGAAAAUCUUGAAUGUUGGUGGAAAGACAUGAAAAUGUUUUUGGUCAAAAAUCACAUCAUGUUGUGCUAUGGCAGGAGACGAAUUUGUCAUGUUUGAAUGAUUGAUUUUAUGUGAUCAUAAUCAAGAAAACAAGAAGAUGUCUUUAAAAAAGCACAUUUGCUGGUCUGUAUGUGGGUUAGUUACACUUGGAUAAUUGCUCCCCAGCAGCUGCACGUAAAGCCUAUUAAAUAUUCACCACAUUAUCUUGCACUUAUUAAAGACAAAUGAGAUUGAGUAAUGUCCAUGCUUAAAGUUUUAUUUUUCUUCAUAGACAGACCAGACAUGAAGCCACUUAGUAGGAAAGGCAUCAUCUCUGUAGCUCGCAGACAUUUCUUACCAUGUAAAAAUAUCAGCCCCACAGUUUAUCACCUAUUAAAGGCAUGUUGGUCUCACUUAUAGCACAUGAGGCAUUUAAUUACCUCCUUUUGCGUAGUUAUAUUUUAAACAGGGGAUUGGCAGCCAGCAAAAUCAUUUCUGUCACACUCGCACAGAACAACCAGCCUCACAACUGUCACCCUGCAUCUGUACUCUUCUCCAGUCUGACACUGACCUGUGGGGUCAUUUCUCAUCCAGUCUACUGCCUCCACUGGGGGCCGUCGCUGCAUGUAGAGUCACCGAGGCCGCUGUGACUCGCAGAGACCUGUUUAAAGGUCACCAGGGUGUGUGUGUGUGUGUGUCUGUCAGUGCCUGUCUGCCAUGAAUAUAAAUCCCCACGCUGCCUUUCCUGUCUGCCUCAUAUGGAAGGAACAUAGUUAAUCUUUCAUGUCAUGAUGCUGCAUGCUAGCAAGCUGAUUACUCCUCUGUUUACGGUGUGUCAGUCAAAGAGCUGUGAAAUUGGCCUGAAGAGGUUUAAUCUUAGACUGUGUCGGCUUGUUUGUGACAGUCUAAAGAUGAACACAGGGUAAAAUCACAAUGUACUCAGUUGUUUUUAUGGGUCUGUCUUAUCUACUUCAUACAGAUUUUAUACAUACAGAAAAACAAACUGUGAUUAUUCUAGGAUUGAAAUGAGAUGUUUAACUCUAGUUUGUAUACCAUGUGCUAGGUGAGGAAGACUCUUGAUGCAACCAUGCAGACCCUUCAGGACAUGCUCACAGUGGAAGACUUUGAUGUGUCAGAAGCAUUCCAGCACAGCCAAUCCACGGAGUCGGUCAAAUCAGCUUCUUCUGACUCCUACAUGAGUAAGGCCAACAUCAGUAAGAGACGAUCCAAUCAGCAGGAGACUGAGGGCUUCUACUUCACUGUGAGUUCGCAGACAAAUGACAGCAUUAAAGCACCGCAGCAUCAAGCACAUAAAAAUACCAUACUUAAUUAUAACACCAAAGCUUGAACUAAUUAUGUUUGGCUUUCUAUCCGUUUUAUCUGUAGAAAUACAAGGAGUACUUGAACGGCAGCAACCUCAUUGUCAAACUGCAGGCCAAGCAUGAUCUUCUGAAGCAGACACUAGGAGAAGGUAAGAUUAAUCGGGUGGAAAGAGGUUCUGGGAGCUGGUUUGCUUUCACAUUGAAUUUAAGAUUGAAGGUCUAAUUCACAGAAGGAUUGCACGGUUUCUGCCAAAGAAGUACGAAUGAGACAAAGAAUACCCUCUAAUUUACAGAGCACAUGCAGGAGGUAAACGCUACACGAGCGGUGCUGCCCAACAAACAUCACAUCAUGGUGCCAGUGCGAUUUCUGUGCGUUUAAAUCCAUCAUGCAUUUACUAGUUAAAAAACUGGUCCCUUUCUAUUCAAAUGAAUCUCACUGAAAAAGUCUGAAUUGACUGCAGAGAGUUGUUAGUAACUGUUCUGCAGUUUUUAUCAAGGCUGACAACAAUUCCACCUAUGAAAGACCUGAAAUUUACACCUUUACACAAAAUCUACUCAUAUUAUUUUGACAUCACUGAUGUUAUAAUCAGGGGUUGAAUUAGCUUAGAGUUGUCUAGGGCUCAACCUCGGCAUGAAUGGUUGCACUUUUCCACAGACUGGAGAUGGUCAAAGGCUGUUAAGCACAAUUUUCUAAUCAAGAGAGCUGCUUUUGCUGGUUUGCCUCACUAAAGAGAGGCCGCAAUCUUGUUAAUAAUGACAUAAAUUGACUUCGGCGAGGAGAAUCUCUAUUCGGCUCACCAUCUACGCAUAUGUGGACAGCUCUGUCAGGAUGAGAGGGUGCAGUGCAGUUCAGUGCAGCAGACAGUGGGGAUUCAGACAGGUCAUUCAUUUGUCAGUUUGCUUUGUGAAUUACACCUUGAUAUAAAGUAGAUAUCAGGGCAAAUGAUGCACAAUUCUGGGAGCUUAAAGCAGCCACAAAUGUUGAUCAGUAAAUUCCUCCCUCUGUGUUUUAAAUGCUUAUGCUAGCUCACAGAUCAGUUCUAUAGUGAGACUCUUAUAGCUGCUUGGGCCUCAUUGAUGUGUGAUUAAUUACAGAAAGUCAAUAAGUUAUGUUUUUAACAUAGAUAUUUGACAGGUUUGAAAUGCUUCAUGAUUAUUUGUUUAAAUUUGACAUGCCCUGGAGCAUUUAUCGUGUCACUGCACAUAUUUUCAAUGAAAGACAGAUUUAUUUCCUUCAUGUGAAAGUGUUUCCCAUUUCAAAACCAUGGUUAGUUCAAUGGUUUUCAAAUAGGUUGUGGAUAUACAUGUAAAUCAAAUAAAGGCGAAAAAGGCUUUGCUUUUAGAAAAGGAGGCGAAAAGCUACACUAAACUAAAAUCAAAAGUAGUCCAGCUAUUUUGAGCUCAAGCUGCAACUGCAAGAGUUCACAGUUGUACCCAGCAAACCUGGAUAAUUAGCUUCUGCACGAUUCUAUAUUUAUUUUUGGCUGCAUCUAUGCUCAUGGAAAUAGAGCACUUAGUUUUGUUUAACUUGAGGUGCCAUUCACUUGACAGAUGAGAUUCUAUUUUGGAAGUAAAACUAACAGUAGUAUUGUGCCUGAGGUGUAUAUCUUACCAGGAGCGUUCUUUAUAUAUAAUAUUACAUAAUAGUCUCAGCCAAAAGGAUGGAUGAUAAUGUUUAUGUCCCUUGUCUUGUGUUUCGAAAACAGACUCGCUGAAAUGUCUGCUGCAGGGUUGAAAUGAUGUGCAUCUAACACAAAGCAGGAACGUGCUGAAAGCUGCUUUACACAUGACUUGAUCCGCGAGCAAACAUUUCUGAUUGACUGAUCAAAGUGAGGCCUUAAUUUGUUCGCAUACAGUGGGAUGUGUGUGUGUGUGUCUGUGCGACUGCACUGCAGAUAUCACGAAAUCAUCACUCUGUACAAAUCAGCUCCCACAACCUCCCGCUCUUGUUGCCCCUGGAUACAUUUUCACUCUGCAGAGAGAGCAGACAGGCCAUCCCUUUCUGGGGCUCCAGUGCCGUUUCUAGGGCGACCGCUGAAUGACCGCUGCCUGGCCGUGAGUCAAAUGCAGCCAUGGCGCUUACCCCAUUGAGCCAGCCUGAAUAGAUGCCCGUUUUCUCAUAACACCCCUUUCCGUCUCCAUCUGCCAGCCAUGUAUAGUCGGCCAGCACUCAACCGUACAGCUAACUUCUGUCAUUGUAAAACUGGUCUAUACUAAUUUAGUCUCUUUCUCUGCUGUGUUUUUUUUCUUUCAGGGGAGAGGGCUGAAUAUGGAACAACAAGGUAAGCUAUCCAAGACAUGAAGGUGAAUAAAGUAGGCGAUGAAGUGUUAAAUCCUUCCUGUGUCCCUGGAUGCGGCGGGAAUGAGAUCACAGUUUGGGAAUAGUCUCAACUCCCCUCUUGUUUGUUGUUGAACAAAGGGGUUUGGAGGAACAGAGCAGUUCGAUCCAUAAGAAUUAUGUUUAUAUCGAGGAAUGAAAUGUCAGUGAAAUGAAUAAUGUCUUGCUGUUGUUCUAUUCAUGAAAAAAAAAAAUCCAGAAAAUGAACAUUUAUCGACAAGACAGCAUUAUGACUGAUUGCAUGCAGCAGUUAGAGUUUUGCCCAUUUUGAUCUUUAGUACAUUUCAUAUAAUUCAGUGUGUGAUAACUUCUGGGAGUCAUUAUAACUGAUAUUUUAAUUUAGAGGUGCUGUCUGUGAUUUAAUUAGAGGUAAUAAUUUAUCAUUUAGAAUAAUGUGUUUUUCACUUUCAGGUGGGUAGAUCAGAAGAUCAAUAUCACUCUCAUGACUGAAAAUUAACUCUGCAGGCACCAGUACCUUAGAGUUAGCAGAAGUUGAUAGCAGGAGGAAAAGGAUGAGUGAAAUAAGUUAUAAAAACCACAAUCUGUUCUUUUUUAUUUCAAAGGAGUACUGAAAGCUUCUCCCUAUUUUUAGUCUUUGUUUCAUGAUUCAAUGCCGAUUAUAAAGUCACUUUCUUAGCUAGACGAUUUAGGUGUGCGAGCUGACCAAGAAAGCUUAGUCAGCUAGUUAGCUUAGCAAGCUAGCCACCCAAAAUGAGAUACCCUCAAAGCUCACCUAGCUUAAUAAAUGAGCUAGCUAGCUUACUCAGUGAAUUAGCACAAGAUCAAAUCAGAGGCAGGCAGCUAAAUGUCUUUUUACCGUGAAGAAAAAGAAACUUGGUAUUUUAGCAAAGGUAAAGUUUGCCUGAGCUAUGCUAUGUUAGCAGUGCGCUUACAGCCUUACAUUUGCUCUGUGGUCAUGACAGUGUUAUUGAUCUCACUGCUAUUUUUAAAGGAGCAACAGUUUAUUAGUAAGAAAAUUAAUUCUUUCAGUGUUGCCAACCUAGCGACUUUAUGGCUAGAUUUAGUGACUUUUUUAGACCCCCCUUGCGACUUUUUUUCAAAAAAGCGCCCAGUGACAAAUCUAGCGACUUUUUCUGGGGUUUAGAGUCUCCAACAUAAACGCAGGAAUAGAUGUUACUCUUCUCAACGAGUAGCCAGUGUGUAUCAAAAACACAGACACUCAGACACCCCGUGGAAGACUCCUCCUCCUGGGGUUGGGGGGGUUGGCGGCAACAGUGGGUUUGACAGAGAAAUUAUGCAAAUUUGGCGAUGACGUCAUCUAGCGACUUCUAGCGACUUUUACGACAGCCAUUAGUGAUUUUCCUCACUGAGGAGUUGGCAACACUGAAUGCUGCAUUUACAAAGUAGUCCUUAAUUUUUUGGAUUAAGUUUUAAUGAAGGUGCAAAUUAUUGUGUUAAAACAGCAACAACCCUUUUCAGUGAAGUAACUUGUUCUGUGGUUAAACUAGUUGUUUUGUUGUUAAUAUGGAACAUGUACCAACCAUUCACCCUCCCCCCUACCAUCUCCUCAGGCCCCCCACUCUUCCCCCUAAACCCCAGAGAAUGCGGAAGUCUAGACCUCGCUCCGUUUUUAACCGUAAGCUGUUUAACGGCAAUAUGGAGGCCUUCAUUCAGGUAUUAGCCCAUCUGCGCUCUUUGUCUCUCCAUGAGCUCAGCUGUCUCGCUAGCGGUCCUUGGGGGGUUCUUUUGCCCCUGCCCACUCUUUUACCCAAAUGUUGGCUCACUCACGCACUGACUUUCCUCUUGCUCACUGCCUUGUCUUCACAGUCUUGCAAAUUUGGGAAAGACAUGGUGAGGUGAAAACGCAAUCAAACACAUUUUGGGGAUGGUUUGAUUUAGCGAGCGGUGCACUGGCGCAGGGUUUUCCUUUUAACUUUCAUUCUCUCCCGAGCCCUGGUCUCCAGACGCUGAAUUAAUUUGGUUUUGUGUGUGUCAGAUGGACGUACACCAGACACGUUGGGCUAUGCAGAUAAACACAUGGUCACAUCCACUCUAACUCAGAAGUGUGCUUCAACGGCACCAGAGAUAAAAAUCGUGAUUCAUUUGAGCUCAAAUUAGAAGUCGGCUGGUCAAAAGCCAACUUUUACUUUUUCAGGGUUUAACAAAAUCAGACUUUUUUAUUUGAUUGCAUUUUGGGGUGUCGAAAAUAGUGGGCAUCUGUAACUUUAUUUCCUUGCGUGCUAAAAAGCCCUGCAUUAUGUGGAGCCCCUCACCCCCAUCCUCUCUAGCACCCUCCCUCCCACAUAACUCCCCGCCGAGCUGUGUCCACAUGUCUCACACCCCACAAGGCACUGAAGCUUUGGCUCCUCUCUCAGUCCAGGCCUCCUCUUUUUCUCUCUGGGUAUGAUCUGUCUCUCUCCCACUAACCUGUUGUGGUUCUUGUUGCCUCUUUUUCUUCUGUCUCCGUGCCUUCCCGCUCUCUGCCCAGGGGAAGAAGGAAUGUCCGAGCGAGGAGUCAGGUACUCUGUCUUUUAGCAGGAUGGGAUCAAUGCAAUGUGUUCAGUAUGCUUACCAUCAUUACCUUUCCUCUGUCCUGUUGGCAUUCCUGUGAAAAUACUGCUGUAAUAGUAAUACAUAAUGGUGCAAACUUUAGCUGAUCUGCUCAUAUUUGGACAAUACACUUCACAUGAUUCUUUAAAAAAAACAAUCAGUAGCCUAACUUUCUCAUCACUCAGUGAAAUUGUUUAUUUGAGGGGCUUCGUCUGUAAGCCUCUGAUGAAAAAUUGCUUUCUGAUCAUUUUGUUUGCGUUUCUUUACUGAUGGUUUGAAUCUGUUGGGCAGGAUUCGGGGCAGCCUAUACCAGUGGUGGUUGAAAGCUGCGUUCGCUACAUCAAUCUGUAUGGUAAGUCGCAUUUGUGACUUAAAAUUACUGAUCACACAUAAAUCUUUGCUUCAUCAAACUCUCAAUCUACAAGAUUACAGAAGUAUAUGUUAUGAACAGUUCUUCAUUAAAGUUUUAGUCUGUGAAAUGUUUUUAAGGUUAUCAUUUUCCAUUGUUAAUAAAGUUAACUUAUUGCUGAUAUAAAUUGCCUGAUCAAUAAGUCAGCUUUUAGAGCCACUUCUAUCAAUGAUAGGAGCCAAGGUUAGCAAAGGAUAAUUGUUGUGUUGUUUUAAGUGAAUAUUGAACAAGUUUAGCAACAGUGCACAACUGUUCAUUAAUCUUCACAAUAACAAUAAAUCUCAAUAGUUCCGCAGAUCAGGUGGAAACUGUCAGAAAAGUGGAAAAAAAGAGGGUUUUGUUAGGGCUGGGCGAUAUGGCCUCAAAUCAAUAUCACGAUAUAUUGAGCAGUUCACUUCGAUAAUGAUAAUUUGACGAUAAUUACUCCACAAGCUGCUAACCCCCAUCCACAUUAACUUCAUCUACUUGACCCGUUGCUCCAGCCGCUACAACUUUUGAACCGUCCUCCAUCUCCUCACCUGUCUUUCCCUCUUUGUUACGGACUGGAUGGGGUGGAGUCACAUCUCUGACAUAGGACAGCGUCUUAAAGGGACAUGAGACCAUAGCCUACCUACACACAUCCAAAACCAACUUUUAUUGAUUUAUGUUUUUGACACCAAAUAAACCGAUAUGAUCAAAAAGAUGUCGGUUAUUGUCGUAAAUUUCAGUAUAAGCACAUUUUCGGUUUAUCGCCCAGUCCUAGAUUUGUACUCCUGAUUUGUCUUGCUCUUCCAAAGUUUCAUGUACUUUUUGGUCAAAAAAAGACACGUGAUGUUUCUAUAAAGAGAGCCUUAAUGUUUUUGAGAUAGACUGUAACAGCGGCCCACAUUUAAACUAGACAUUGUUUGUUUUUCUAAUAUUUUCCUCUCUGGCGAUAAGAUCUUGUAUUUGUUUUUUCUCUCCUCAGGUCUGCAGCAGCAAGGUAUAUUCCGAGUUCCUGGUUCUCAAGUCGAAGUCAAUGACAUCAAGAAUGCAUUUGAAAGAGGUCAGUCUCAGGGUGAUCGGCCCUUUUCUCCAUAUUGAUUUUAAAUCACAUUUUGUCCACCUCAAAAGCCACAGUGUCUCCCACAGGCUUUUAAAGUGCAAAUGCAGAGCCUGUGUGUGACAUGUGACCGUGUAAUGGACAUGUAAACUGGUUUAGCUGCACAAAAUGUAGAAUCAGCAUCUUGGAGGAAUAAUAAAUGACAGAGAUAGUUGUUCUUUCAGUGUUUAUAUCGAAUUCUGAUCUUAAAAUAUGCAUAAAAAUGCAUUAGUGUCUUGUUACAUCUGCAAAAACACUAGUAGGUAAUGAAUGAAUGAAUAAAAUGUAUGCUUUGUCUCCAGGAGAGGAUCCACUGGUGGAUGAUCAGGCUGAUCAUGACAUCAACUCUGUGGCAGGCGUUCUUAAGCUCUACUUCAGGGGGCUGGAAAACCCGCUUUUCCCCAAAGAGCGUUUCCUGGACCUCAUAUCCACAACAAGUGAGUCAUCAUCCUCCAGGAAAACCACAAAGAGAUCAGAAUUAUGUUUCUAUUGUUUUUUUUUUACUCACUGUCUUUCUGUAUUUCAGAGCUUGACUCUGGUGCAGAGAGAGCUCAUCACCUCCAGCAGAUCAUCGUGACUCUCCAGCGGCCUGUGAUCAUCGUCAUGAGAUACCUGUUUGCGUUUUUAAAUCAGUGAGUCCUGUCACACACACAAACAUUUUCUCGAUAUUUAAAACAAAAUACUGAUAUCUCCUUUCUCUUCAGUCUGUCUCAGUACAGUGACGAGAACAUGAUGGACCCCUACAACCUGGCGAUUUGCUUUGGCCCCACCUUGAUGCCCAUUCCAGAUGAUCAGGACCCUGUGGCCUGUCAGGCUCAUGUUAAUGAGGUCAUUAAGACCGUUAUCAUCCACCAUGAGCUCAUCUUCCCGACGCAGAGAGAGCUGGAGGGACCUGUGUAUGAAAAGUGCAUGACUGGAGGAGAGGAGUACUGGUGAGUAGAGGAAAAGGUGUUGUUUACGUUAGCUAGUGGUCUCCAAUUAAAACAUGUGUUGUUUAACAUCUUUAUUUCCCCGACUUGAAAUUAAUCAGUCAAUCCAAAAGUAACAUUUUUGUCAGAAGGAGGUGGUGAAAUUACAGUUUCCUGGAUGUUCUGUUGCUCCUUUCCUUAAAUUGACCUGAUAUGUGACACAUAUAUGAUCAGGUUUUACCCAGUGCUGCUUUUGCUUUUCAAAAUAAGUUACUGUUGUCAUGGCAAUUUGAUCAAUCAAAACCAAAGUAUUUAACACAUCCAGGUGAUUCAUUUAAAAGCAGGAAUAAAGGAUUGUUUGCAGGGCUUGACACUAACUUUUUCAUAAGGAGCACAUGAGCUAAGUUUAAAAAGUAAGGAGCACACAAAGAACUUUAGGGGCACAAUGAAAAUCGAUUAAAAAUGUGUUUCUUGUUGGUCAACAUAAGUACUAUUAUUUGUAAUGAAUUUUAGGUCAAUUGGUCACAUGACAUGGAAGCUAUUAAAGGGUUAAAACAGCCUUUUUUUGAGAACCUCAACCAGUAAUUUGUUGAUGGUCCCUUAUUUAACACCUGACGUUAACAGCGAGGCUGCUGAGUAGAUUUAACCACGCUACUGUUGCUAUUCCCUGUUAUGGAGAGCGUGAAGACACCGGUAGAUCCGCAGUGGAUGUCCGUUGAAUAUCCAACCUAAAACUAACUUCGCCGCGGUAUUUACAUGAAAAAACAUUUAUUGCCACGGCUGAUUUUUUUAUGCAUACGUGCCCCUAAAUACAUUUUAUGAUUCGCAGACAUCUAUCCUGGGUUGUCUCUUUUGUGUGACUGACUGUUUUUCUAUUCUUCUCUGUUAAGUGAAAGCCCCCACAGUGAACCAGGAGCUCUUGAUGAGGUUGACAAUGGUACAGGACCAAACACGAGUGAUGAAGGUGAGUCACCGAACACAGACUUUAAGAGGCAGAAUAAUCAGAGCGCUUGUUAUCAAUCUUUCUGUGUACUCAUAAUUCUUGUUUUUGCAGAGCUGGAGCAGAUAGAGGCCAUCGCAAAGUUUGACUAUGUCGGACGAAGUCCUCGAGAGCUGUCCUUCAAGAAGGGGGCCUCGCUGCUGCUCUACAUGCGAGCCUCUGAGGACUGGUGGGAGGGUCGACACAAUGGUGUGGAUGGACUGAUUCCACAUCAGUACAUUGUGGUGCAAGACAUGUGAGUUAGACACACUUGGGUUGCAGAACACAUUUGUUGUCAAUUGAUAAUUUUGUCAGUAAAGUACAGCAGGUGCUUUAGAUUUUGCUCUGCUUUGUGUGGCAGCAUAUCUGCCGAGAGCUCUUUUGAUGUGCUUUGAGAUUAAACUUUUACAAAGGUCAUUCUCUCUGAGGAAAAGCCAAUAUUAGCAUUUUCUGAGGACAAGUGCUGAUUAUCAGUCUCUCCUGUCUGUCUGUCUGUCUGUCUGUGUCAGGGAUGAUGCAUUUUCAGAUAGCACACAAAGGACUGAUAGCUCAGCAGGCAGUGGACCACAACACGAGGAAAGAGCCGGGUCUAGAAUUGAGCACCAGUCUCCCUGUGAGCACACACCGGAGCACCGCUUUGGAGCCGCAUUAGGAAGGUGGCGUUAGUUUAAAAUCGUAAAACUCUCAUUUCAGUGUGUAUUUUAGUCACAAAUUGGCCUGUUUUUCAUUUUAAAUUCUCAUUUGAGUACUCAGAGUCCACUGACAUCACACUGUGACUUUUCCCAGAGUGAGAGUACGAUCAGAUGGAGCUGUAGGUCCUCGCCACAGGAACGGCGCAGACAGUCACAGCCCCAGCAGAGCCACAGACCAGCCCCCCAGGGUUAUGCCACGGCCCUGCAGCCCACACAAAAUAGCGGUUAGCAGGGGUCCAGCAGACAGCCCUGAGAAACGACGUCUCACCACAUUUGGCAGCGCCGGCUGCAUCAACCACCCGGACAGAAAGGCCUUCAUUGAAAGCCACUCUCAACGAUCUUCACCCAGCACUACACGCCAUGCAAGUUUGGGGGAUCACAAAACUCUGGAGGCCGAGGCCCUCGCUGAGGUGAAUGUGAAAUAGAUUUUAAAAUGUAGAAAAGCAGACAAAGCCAACAAGUCUUUAAGUCUUUGAGUUUUAUUUCAAAUAAAAAAGAACCUGCAUCCAACUCUCUGUAUUUAUCGUUUUAAUGGAGCAGCUUCUUGUCAGUUUUGUUCAGCUGUGUUGCAGGUUGGUAAGCCAUAAAAAUAUUGUGAUUCUGGCAAACUCAAUCUUUAUUGCCAAGUGAAAGACAAAUAGUGGUAAACAUCUGGAGGGACAAUGGACCAUCUCUUUUAGGAUGACCAUACGUCCUCUUUUACCCGGACAUGUCCACUUUUUUGGUGGCUGUCCGGCUUUGUCCAGGGACGUUUAUAAGGUCCUUCAAAUGUCUGCAGUUUUGUACGCAAGUUUCGAUUUUGUGUCACGUGGAAUUAAUGAGUUAGAAGUGCGUAAAAGACACUCGAUCCGACCCAAAAAACUCUCAAAAUUAACUUUGUGCAACUCCGUGACUCCGCCCCCGCAUAGCCGCGUCCUCUUUCUAGGAAGUCAGAAUAUGGUUACCUUAAUGUCCUAACUUCUAGCAACAUCUUUAACAACUUAACUUGCUCCUGCUAGAUAGAAGUGAAUGUUAGCAUUCAAGCUCCUCCAGGCUAACAUUACUGUUUGUUUAUGCGGCUUAGUCAGCAGGACAGAAUCAAAUUUUAGGCUGAGUUUAGUGAGUUAGCCUUAAUGUAAGCAGGAAUCAAUUAAAGGCAAAUGUUUUCUAUUUUGACUUGGCAUUCAACAGCUAAUGGAUUAUAUAAUUAUUUGUGACAACAGAGGAAAAUCGCUCUUUUUUAGACAUGGUAACACGUAACCCUUUAAUGUCUUUUGUAUCAUAUUUGACACAAACUUUGAUACUUCUGUCAAAUCAAUAUCAAUCGAUCAAUGAUCAACAAAUUACUAAAAAAACACCUAACUACGGUCCAAAAAAUGAUAAAAAUGUCCUUGUGGUUUAUCAGUUUCCAAAAACAUCUAAUAUUUCAAACCAGAUAAAUAUAUAUUUGUUAAAUUUUAAGGACAUUAUGAUUUCUUUGGUUUUCAGUAGUAAGUGAAAAAAAACAUUUCAGCUCCAGAAAAAUUUGAAUUUUCUGGCCAUAAUUUGUGGUUUCAGCUUUAAAAGGAGUUCUCUGUUGUAGAGAUAACUGUCCAAAGUAAAACACUAUAUUUUUAGUACACUAACUCUACUAACCCCACAACAACAACAACAACAACAACACUGAAUCUCUAGUCAAAAUUCUAUCUUUGGUUUUCCUGCACUUCUUCUUUGUUGUGAAGUUCUCUUAAGUUUUGCUCACGUAUUUUUUCCUCCUGUCGUGUCUGCAGGAUAUUGAGAAAACAAUGAACACAGCUCUUCAUGAGUUGCGUGAGCUGGAGCGACAGAAUGUAGCCAAACAUGCCCCUGAUGUUGUUUUGGACACACUGGAGCCCCUCAAACACCCCGGCGGAGGCCAAGAUCCUCCUGGCAGCCCUCUGCAUACCAUGGUGAUCAGAGAUCCAGAUGCAGCCCAGCGACGCAGCAGCAGCAGCUCCUCCUCCGAGACCAUGACCACUUUUAAACCGGCUCUGUCGGCACGCAGGCCGAGCGCACCUCUACGACCCCCACCUGUCAGACCUGUCAGGCCUGCUCCUGUGAUUGGACAGGGCCAGGGACCACACCGCUCCAGCAGUUCUAGUUCUUCUGGCCUCGGCAGCCCGGGCAUCACACCCACUGAUAGGAUGUUUCCCAAACCUCCCUCCCCAUCUCCAUCCACCUCCUCCUCAUCCUCAGACAAACAGGGUAACAUGUAGCCCCAGUCAGUCACAAGUUAAGAGGUGGAAGAACUUUAUAGACAAUGAGUGACUGACACCUUGUCUGUAUGCUGAAUAUUUACCAUUAAUCUUGUACAGUAUAGGACUGCUACUGUGGGGAACUUGUAAGUGGACAAGUGGAUGUGCUAUGCUACAAUGUUACACAGAAAUGGGACUGCAAUUUAUGAUAAAAAUACAUACAAUGCCAUCAUGCUGAAAAGCCAGGCUGGAAAAAAAGGGAUGCACUGAAAAGAAAAAAAUCUUUUACUGAUAUUUCACAUUUAAAAUCUUAUCUGUUUACAAAUAUGCUAUUAGUUCAAACUUCAGAUCUGGUUUCACAGUCCAUAAAAAGGAGAAACUUAGGGGGAUGAGUCUCAGCUGAUUAUGCAGAUAUCUAGUUUUGAUGGUAGUUUAUGUAGAGCUGAAACUACUACUCCCCAGCUGCCACUUAUAUUGCUUAAAAAGCCGGUCCUUCAGUGACAGCGCACUUUAACAAGAGUAAAUUUUAGUAACCAUGGCCGUGUGUAAAUCACUCAGUAUCUGAAUUCUUGGUAUGAUAUUUUCAUCUUUUAAAAUUUGUUCAAAUAAUCCAGAAAUUAGACUCAAUUUUUGUGCUAUGCAUGUUGACUCAUUUCUGUCAAUUAUCCCACGUCGAUGUUACAUAACCUUUUAGCUGCACAAACAACAGAUGUGUGAAGUCACACCUGUUCAAAGUAAACAUACAGCUUAUUUGAGAAUGAUAAAGUCCAAUGGCCAAGUAUGGUUUGCAUUAAAUCAAAUUAUUUUUUAUUUUAUUACAAAGAGAUGUAAGCAGAUGGCUGUAGAUGCAGUUUCUCUUAUGCCCACUAGGCGCCGCCUUCAAGGGAAUGUCAUCCGUAUUUGAGCCACUACCUAAAAAAUCCUGAGUUUGGCACCACAGGCUGUUUAAAACACACCCACACAGUUACACACCGUCCCACCCACACAAUUACACAAUUACACAAUUCCAUCCCAUGAUUACUGAGGAUAAAGGGAGACAGGCAACACCUAGACAGCACUGACUUUCAGUGGGUUUAGCUUAUUUUUUAUUUGAGGAAACUAAAAGACAUACUUUGAAAAUGUCACAACUAUUCUGAAUUUACAAAAUCAUUUUACUAUUAGAGACCAAGUAUGUCCAAGGCAGUGGUUCCUGUAAAACUUAGCACAGUUGAUUGUGUUUGUAUUUUGGUUUGAUUUUGUUUGGGUCAGCUUCUAAGCACAAAUGCAGUCAUACCAUGAGGUGGCCCAUUUGACCAAUAGCAGACCCGUCGGUCUUUAGCCUGUUCUUGACCAGGUAAACUGGCAACAGUGCAGCAACAACAAUCUUCAACUGAGCCUCUCUUUUUGCAUUUCCUCAGCAGUGGACUGGGACUGUAACAAACCGACUGUGAUUCUCAUAAUUGGUACAUUCGAAAUGUUUACUGCAUGUUAGGACCGGCACACCUGAAAAUGAAGCUCACUGAAAAUGGACCACAGCCCAAACUUCUUUUUGCCUUCAUUCAUCAAUCUCAGAAUCGGUCUGUGGGUGUCAGUAGCAGACUGGGCUGCAGGGUAAAAGUGACACAGAGAAGAUUGAAUACUAUUGUGGAUGUCAUGCACACAUCACCCUAUAACUAAUACAUAAAAAUAUGAUGAAAUUUAAUCAAAUGUUCCUAUACUAUAGUUAUAUCUCCAAAUGAAAAGAUAAGCUGUUACCUCAAUAAAGAAGUAAAGUGUUCUCCUACAAUUCAAGAGACUAAUGCACUAAACUCUACAGGGAACUGUGCUGCAUUUGUAGGUUCUGUGUUUUCAUUUGGAUGAAGUUGUACUAAAAACAUGAUAUAGCACAUCAGUAUCAUUGAAGCUUACAUAAUGUCUAGAAUGCACACAGUCAGCCCAGGCUGUGUGGGUGUUUAGAUGAACUUGUUUACUGUUGGUGGUGUUUGUCGUCUGUCUCAUAAGGAUGAUCAAUAUAUCUAUAAAGUGUAAUAGGUACAUCAAAUUGAAUAUAUACAUACCCUUAAAGGAUACUUGUACAAAUAACAUUGUAUGAUAGGAACAGGAUAUAUUAUCAUGUCUAGUCUGUAGAUUUUUGUAACUCUUAUCCUUGCACAAACAUUAACAAAACAAUAAAUCAAUGAAACCUCACAGAAAC